AUGAGACGAAACGAAGAUGAUUUCGAUAAUCCAUCAAAACGAACACGCAUAAAUCGAGAUGAUUCGCCAGAUCGUUAUAGACGUUCAUCAUCCCUCGUCAUGGAUUUACCAAAUUUAUCAACUGCUUCAAAAUCACGUCUUACAUCUCGUGCAAAAUCACUGCGUCCUGUUAUUCGUUCAGCUAUACCGGAGACACACAAUUUAACGUUGGCGAAAAGACCAGAUGCCGGUGGAAAAGCUGGUCAAGCGGUUCAAUUUCAUGUAAAUCAUUUUAAAUGUACAUUACCUAAGCAGCUGUUAGUGAAUCAAUAUGAUAUGGACGUUGAAUUUAAAAUGCGUGAUGAUUCAUGGCGUUCAGCGAAGAAAGAAGAUCGCUUUGCGGUGAUGCAAAAAAUUAUUGAACGUGAGAAGUUUCCAUUCGUUUGGUAUGAUGAUGGAAAAAAUUUGUAUUCAUUAGAAAGUUUAACAGCCAUUUUGAACAAAUCGUACGAAAUUGUAAUGAAAAAUAAGCAUAAUGACAAAACUAAUACAUACCAAUUCAUCCUAUUAAAUUUGGUGAAAACGUAUUCGAUUUCGGACAUAUGGGAUUUUAUUGAAAAACGUUCACCGAUCAAGCCACAUGACCCUGUUCGUGUUUUGGAAACGUUAUUAAAACAACAACAAAAAUGUCAAAUGAUUAGUGUCAAAAAUCAAUUUUAUGAUAGAAAUCAACGUUUGGACGAUUUGGGUGAUGGUCGUGGAUUGGCACAGGGAUUUUAUCAAGCAAUGUUUUUGACACAAUGCGGUCCCACAUUAAAUAUCAAUGCAACAUUUACGUGUUUCUAUCAUGGAAUGGAUCUUGUUCGUUUUGUGAGCGAUUAUUUACAACAAGAUAUAACUAAACGUGGAAUCCCUGAACGAGAACAACAGCUGUUAAUUAAAAAAAUCUUAAAACCAAUCUGGGUUGAAACACGUCAUACAGGCCCGAUCCGAAAAUAUCGAAUUAAAGGCUUUGGUCAAUCAUCAAAUCGUCAUACAUUUCCCAAAGAUCGUAAAGAUGAAAAUGAUCCUCAUGCUGAUAGUGAGCGUAUUUCUGUCGCUGAUUAUUUCAAAACAAAAUAUGAUACACGCUUACGUUAUCCAGAUUUGCCAACAGUCGAAUUGUAUAAUUUGGGAAAUAAAGCACAAAGUCAUUUUCUGCCGAUGGAAUUAUGUACUGUACAAGAAUGGCAACGAUCAAUGAAGCCUUUAACAACAGAACAACGUUCAAGAGUUACAAAAAAGACGGUUAUUCGUCCGGAUCGUCGAUAUGAUACAAUUAUGCGUGUUGUUCAGGAUCGCCGAUUUGACGAUGAUGUUUAUUUGAAACAAAUUGGAAUGCAAGUCGAGCAUCGAGGCAAGCUUGAAAAGGAUUACAUGAUGCAAAUACCGGCGAGAGUAUUGCCAGCCCCAGAUAUUAAAUAUCGUUCAGCGCGUGAUAAUAGCGACGCAGUCGAACGUGUGAAUUUUGGUAAAUGGAAUUUACGAAAUCGUCUAACAAAAACACGAGAAAUUAAAUCCUGGGCUUGUAUACUCGUAUCUCAAAGAGAACCACAAAAUCGUGAAAUGGAUGUAGCAGCACAAUUUGCACAACGCUUUCCACAAAUAAUUGAAAAAUUUGGAGUUCGAUUCCUAUCGGCUGCAAUACAAAAAUCUGACCCAGCUGUACCAAAUGUGAUAUUACGUCGUUUAGAAGAAUUGAAAGAACGAAAAUGUGAAGUUGUUGUGUUUAUUCUCAAUAAUUGUGGUGAAGAUAUUUAUAAAGCUAUCAAAUAUUUUGGAAACCAAAAACUCGGUAUUGUUACACAAUGUACGUCUUUUCCAGCUAUUCAAAAAAAUAUUGGAAAACUUGAUAUGUAUUUGAAUAAUUUGGUACAAAAAUUCAAUGCAAAAUUAGGCGGUAUGAAUCAAGUAGUUGCAUUAACACGUGCAUUAACAUCGGCAAAUACACGAGAUGAUGUAUUUAUGUUCUUUGGUGCUGAUGUUACACAUAUCACAUGUUCACGUGAAAAACCAAGUGUGGCAGCCGUCCUUGGUAGUCGAGACUCAACAAGUACACAAUAUGCAUGUCGUAUUGUUGAACAAUUUCCAUCAAAAGGAAAAAUUGCUCUCGAAAUUAUCAAAGAUUUAUAUGGAAUUGCCACCGAUUUGCUGAAAAUAUUUGCCACAUCAAAUGGGCGUUUACCUACAAAAAUCGUUUUCUAUCGUAAUGGCGUCGAUGAUGGUCAUUUUCAUAAAGUGUUGGACAAUGAAGUUCGAGCAUUGAAAAAUGCCUGUAAAGCACUAUAUGGUCAUAAUCCGCCACCAAAAAUUACAUUUAUUGCGAUUAGAAAACGUCAUAAUACGAGAUUUUUUGUCUAUGAUGCACGUCAAAAUCGAACCGAUAAUGUUCAACCUGGUACUGUUGUCGAUUCAACAGUAACUCAUCCUACACAAUUUGAUUUCUUCCUAAAUUCACACGCUGCUAUUCAAGGUACUAGUCGUCCGGUACUUUAUCAUGUUUUAUACGAUGAAAUUGGAUUCAGCAGCGAUGAAAUUCAGCAAUUGACGUACUAUUUGUGUCAUACAGAUGUUCGUUGUACCAAAUCCGUGUCUGUUCCAGUUCAUUAUGCUCAACUAGCAAUGUAUCGUUCACAUGAUUCAGAUUAUGAAGCCAGUCGUAGCAGCGUUGGAGGUGAUUCAGAUAUGGUCGAUGAAAUAGAUGAAAAUGUUACUGUAUCGUUGGAGGAUGUUCAAACAAAAAUAAUGCAAUUUGAUCCAUCGAUACAGGACACAAUGUGGUAUGUCUAA
This is a messenger RNA of Didymodactylos carnosus, 2808 nucleotides long. NCBI's taxonomy places the organism in Eukaryota, Metazoa, Rotifera, Eurotatoria, Philodinida, Philodinidae. The record is from the annotation of a GenBank genome assembly.